Molecule: messenger RNA, 2784 nt
Organism: Puma concolor (puma)
Lineage: Eukaryota; Metazoa; Chordata; Mammalia; Carnivora; Felidae
Gene: ARMC2
Product: armadillo repeat containing 2
Biological process (GO): cilium organization; sperm axoneme assembly
Molecular function (GO): protein binding
Source: RefSeq, a predicted model, not a curated record
AUGUCACCAGCGCUAAUCACAGGGACUUUGGGGCUGGCCGGAAGCCCCCUUCCCUGCGCCCACUCCCAGUUCAUUUCCUGUCCCGUUCCGCCCGCCCAGCAGCGACCUGGCUCAGCAGGCAGGCGGCCCAGGCGCCCCGGAGUGUGGUGUCUACCUGAAGAACAUUUUAUUUUAAAAAGAAAGAUGCUAUCUCCAAAUGAUAAAAAGUUAGAAAAGCUGGAUCCAUUUUAUCGACCUUCUAUGUCCAAGCAGAAGACCAGCGCAGAGAUCAUAAGUGAAGCACGAAAUGCAUUAAGAACAGUUAGGACCCAACGACCCUUUACACCACGGGAAGACCAAAGAAAGCUAUUUGGGCCUGCAUCUUCAAGAACACCAGAAAAUAGACCUCCUUCCUCCUUUAGCCUCCAUGCAUCCAGUUUUGAGUCAUCUGAUUUCAGGCCUAUCUCCAGUGCUCGUCUCAGUCCGCUAGAGCUUAGACCGAAAGCUCCGGCAUCUCCCGCCCCGGAGGAGGACCCGUGCCUUUCCUUUCCCAAACCCCCAGUGGACGCUGCAAAGAUGAGAAGAAUAAGCAGUGCCCGGGCGCGCUUAUUCAGGGCGGCCUCCCAGGGGGCUCUUCUGCCUGACAGGACACUUCCUCCCGCUGAGCCAAAGAAGACAGUGGAAUCCAAAGAAACCGUUGUGAAGGGGGACCCUAUGGUGAAAAUAAAUGGGAUUUAUUUAACAGAAUCAAACGCCAUGGGCCACUUAAAGAGUCACCCACUUCAGCUAACUUACGAUGGAGGCUUCAGUGAAAUUCAGGAGCAAGAAAUGUUUAAAGGGACAACAUCCUUGCCAUCUCAUCUCAGAAGUGGAGGGGAGCAGGGGAAGAGGUGUUCGAGAGCCUCAUCAUAUUCCAGCAGCUCAGACGUGAGCCGACUGGAAGCCAGAGCAGUCUCAAAAGCCAACUUGCAAGAAAAGGAUACAGAAAUAGAAGUAGACGAAGUCUUUUGGAAUACAAGGAUCGUACCGAUUUUGCAUGAAUUAGAAAAGGAAGAAAACAUUGAAACAAUUUGUGCUGCUUGCACACAACUUCAUCACGCUUUAGCAGAAGGAAACAUGCUUGGAAAUAAGUUUAAGAGAAGAAGUAUUCUCCUGAAGACCCUAUAUAAACUAGUUGAUAUUGGUUCAGACUUGCUCAGCCUUAAACUUGCAAAACUUAUUCUAGCACUUAGAGUGAGUAGAAGGAAUCUUCUUAAUGUCUGCAAACUUAUAUUCAAAAUUAGCAGAAGUGAGAAGAAUGACUCUCUGAUUGAAAAUGACAACAUUCUGGAAUCAUUAUUGGAGGUCCUGAGAAAUGAAGACCUGCACACUAACACUGAAGCUUUUUUAUACUGUAUGGGGGCUAUCAAAUUCAUUUCUGGAAACCCAGGAUUUCUCGAUGAAAUGAUCAGCAAAGGUGCUGUGGAAAUAUUGGUGAAUUUGAUAAAGCAAAUCAAUGAGAACACCAGGAAAUGUGGCACAUGUCUGCCUAACUCAGGCCACUUGUUAGUCCAAAUGACUGCUACACUGAGAAACUUGGUUGAUUCACCACCAGCAAGAAGUAAGUUGCUAAGCAUCAGUGCCCUCCCCCAGCUCUGCAUGGUGAUGGGACAGUACAUGGCUGACAAGGAUGUCUGCACCAAUAUUGCCAGAAUAUUCAGCAAACUUACUUCUUACCAUGACUGCUGUGCAGCCUUGGCCAACUGUUCCAGAUGUUAUGCCUUGUUUUUGAAAGUGAUAAACAAAUACCAGAAGAAACAGGAUUUAGUUGUCCGUAUUGUCUUUAUUCUUGGCAACCUGACAGCGAAAAAUCACCAGGCUCGUGAACAGUUUUCCAAAGAGAAAGGGAGCAUCCCGACCUUGCUGUCGUUAUUCCAUACAUUCUACCAACUGGACCUGUGCGCCGAGGAGCAGGCGGGAGGAGCCCAGCAACCCAAGGUGCAGAGGUCACGGGCCCCCGCGGAGGACGUGCUCAUCAAGCUGACCCGAGUACUGGCCAACUUAGCCAUCCACCCUGGCAUCGGCCCGGCCCUGGCCACCAACCCGCACGCCGUGGGCCUGCUCCUCGCCACGCUAGAAUACAAGUCAAUUAAGGAUUGCGAGGAGCUGGUGAUCAAUACUACAGCCACAAUCAACAACUUAUCUUACUACCAAGUGAAGAAUUCCAUAAUUCAAGACAAAAAGCUAUAUAUUGCUGAAUUGCUCAUAAAGCUUCUUGUGAGUAAUAACAUGGAUGGAAUCCUUGAAGCUGUGCGUGUUUUUGGAAAUCUCUCCCAGGACCAUGACAUCUGUGAUUUCAUUGUGCAGAAAAAUGUACACAAGUUCAUGAUUGCACUGCUCGAUGCUAAGCAUCAGGAUAUUUGCUUUUCUGCCUGUGGCGUUCUCCUAAAUCUCACUGUGGAUAAAAACAAACGUGUCAUCCUAAAAGAAGGAGGUGGCAUUAAAAAGUUGGUGGAUUGUUUAAGACAUUUUGGUCCUACCGAUUGGCAGCUGGCCUGCUUGGUUUGCAAAACUUUAUGGAACUUCAGUGAAAAUAUCACCAACGCUUCAUCAUGUUUUGGAGAUGAAGACACCAACACAUUGUUAGUCCUGCUACCAUCAUUUUUAGAUGAAGAACUAGCACUGGAUGGCAGUUUUGAUCAAGGCCUAAAAAACUAUCACAAACUCCAGUGGGAAACAGAAUUCAAACCUGUGGCCCAGCAGCUCCUGAACCGAAUUCAGAGUCAUCAUACCUUCCUGGAACCACUGCCUAUUCCUUCUUUCUAA